This is a messenger RNA of Dicentrarchus labrax (European seabass), 4087 nucleotides long. Its product is annotated as Kv channel-interacting protein 2-like. The transcript is spliced from 8 exons. Gene Ontology annotation, biological process: regulation of potassium ion transmembrane transport. Gene Ontology annotation, molecular function: calcium ion binding; potassium channel regulator activity. Gene Ontology annotation, cellular component: voltage-gated potassium channel complex. The record is from RefSeq and is a predicted model, not a curated record. NCBI's taxonomy places the organism in Eukaryota, Metazoa, Chordata, Actinopteri, Moronidae. Bases 1205 to 1930 code for a protein of 241 amino acids.
GUCAUACACGUGACUCCCUCUGGUAUAUUUAAAUCUAUAUGGGAAGUCUAAAAAAAACCCAACAUGACAACCAAAAUCCAUCAUUAUGAUUCCAUUCUUCUACAUGCAUUUUUUUGGGGGGUUCUUCUUUAGAGAUUGCGUCUCUCUGUGAUUGGACGUCAGUGUGCCAGAUGUGACAUCAAUAUAGCCCAACCCAACUGAAAUACUCCCCACUGCGCUGGAUUGCAUAUGAAAUACAUGUUAUAGCCAGAUUUCACCUCCAGGCUGUGUGUUUGUGUGUUUGUGUGUUUUACACUCAGGGGAGAUUGCCACAUCUGUGAGUUUGUCCACAGUUGCCGCUGGGUCAGAUGCUUCGCCUCUCUGUCAUCACAGCCUCCCUUCUCCCUUCUGCUUCUUCUUCUUCUCCUAAUUCUGUCCUUCAUUUCCCCCUUGCUACCUCUUUUUACAAUUUGUUUUUGGCUUUGGUCCUUGUUAUACCCCAGUUUGCCAUUAUUUCCUGCCUUAAGCAUUCCAUCUUGCCCCUCCUUUCCCUGCCUCGCUUCCUAUUUCAUCUCCCAGUUCAUUCUUCUCAUCUGUCUUCUGUGUGUCACCCCUCUCUGUUUCCCCUCUUAAACUACAAGUAGUACUCCUCCAUCCUUUUCCCUCCUUUCAUUUCCCCUGUCCCCCCUCUUUCCUCCCUUCACUCAGUCCCAUCACUGACCCAAUUAAACAUGGGGAGGGACACAGCAGGAGGAGAGUGACGGAGAUAAGGCGAGAAAGAGAGGGAGAGGGAAAGAAGGCAGAGAGUAUAGAGAGAGUUUGAGAAUCAGUAGCUGGAAAAGCAGAGAGAGUCAGAAACAAUUCCUGCCAACCUGCCAGGGCACACAUGAAUUGUCCGAACUUCACCUGUAACUUAAACAACCUUUGACAGCCUUGGAGGCGGCGGGGGUGGAGCAGCAAGUCGACAGUCCUGCUGCCACGCACUUACCGUUCUCGAUGAAGAAACGAGGAGAAUAACAAUCUACCUUCAGUGAAGAAAGCGGGCGGGGAGCCGUGCAGAGUUGGGAUGGCCAAAUACCGGAAUAUAGAGGGAGACUGAGAGGAGAGGCUGAAGAGACGAAGACGGUGCAUUCCUGGUUGGAGCUGAGGAGGGGAACGUGGUUGCCCCGGGGCAAGAGAAAGAUUUUUGUUGGCAGAAACAGAGGGAGAGCGGAAGGGGGAAAGGAUGCAUCUGUUCUUCCAAGACAAGUGGGAGGUGGAGGGGCUGCAGACUGUGGGCAUCCUCCUGGUGGUCUGCAGCUCCCUCAAACUGAUGCACUUUCUGGGGCUUAUCGACCUUUCCACGGCAGGUAAGACAAAUGACAGCGUGGAAGAUGACUUUGAGCUAUCCACUGUGUGUCAUCGCCCUGAAAGCAUGGACAAGCUGCAGGAGCAGACUAAGUUCACCAAGAAGGAGCUGCAAGUCCUCUACAGGGGCUUCAAAAAUGAGUGUCCAAGUGGUGUGGUGAAUGAGGAGAACUUUAAGACCAUUUACUCCCAGUUCUUUCCGCAGGGAGAUUCGAGUAUGUAUGCACACUUCCUGUUUGAAGCUUUCGACACUAACAAGAACGGCUCAGUUAGUUUUGAGGACUUUGUAUUUGGCCUAUCUAUCAUCCUGAGAGGGACCAUUAAUGACCGGUUAAACUGGGCGUUUAACCUCUAUGACUUGAACAAGGACGGCUGCAUCACCAAAGAGGAGAUGUUGGACAUCAUGAAGUCGAUCUAUGACAUGAUGGGGAAGUACACAUACCCCACUAUGCAGGACGAUGCUCCAAGAGAACAUGUGGAGAGCUUCUUCCAGAAAAUGGACCGGAAUAAAGACGGGGUGGUCACCAUAGAGGAGUUCAUCGAGUCAUGCAAAAAGGAUGAGAACAUCAUGCAGUCCAUGCAGCUGUUUGACAACGUUAUCUAAGAAUCUGGACCAGAAAGUAUGCUGGCACCAGGGAGGGGAGUGUGUGUGUGUAAGAGGAAUUGGGAUUGAAAAGAGAGACAGAGUUUGUGAAUGUGUGUGUGCGUGUGGCCGUCUUCUGACUUGCAAGCUUGUGCUUGUGUGUCUGUUGAGAGCUGUGAUUCCCGAGGGCACUGAGAGGCCCUCUCCCUCGUCCUGGACACCCAGUGACAUUUCUCCACGCAACAGUGGAGUUGCCCCAACUCCCUUCCUCAUCAUGCAGAACCUUAGUUAUACCCCAGAGACACAGAGAAAGAAGGCAAGCAGCGGUCUCACAGGCACUGGCACACACAACCACUUUUUUUAUUUGAACUUUAUUUAUUACUAUUACUUAUGGAGGAACUAUGUCAGCCUGUAAUGGCUCAACUCAGAGGGACGAAGCUGUCCCCAAACCUUUGUUCCAAGAUCACUUUUUCCCUUUUCCCUGUGAUGGCUGAGAUUUGGAUUUGUGAAUCUGAUCCUGCCUUUGUGCAUGUGGGUAACACCUCCCUGAAGCCGAUAGACUGCUCAUGCCCCGGUCAUAAAAAUAGAAAUGAGUCUACCACCAUCUAGUGGACGAGAGAGAGAAAGACACUUCCUGAGGAAACAACUGACGAAUUGGAGAUCCAAGUCAUCACGUUUUAUGGAGGUUCAAACGUGUUGUUUUCCAUGAGGAGCUGAUUUCAAUAUCGCAUGAUGAUGUCACUAAUAUCCAAUUAUGUAUUUACAGAGAUACUCCAAAGUCUGCUUGUCUGUCUGCUGUUCCUAGUCAUUCACAGGUGCCUCACCCUUUGUGUAUGUGUGUGCAUGUGUAACAGAAAGAGAUGUCAUCCAUCUUACCUAUGUAAGACUGUAAUGGGACAACACCCACCUCCAUUUAUGGGAUUCUGGUAGAAUAAUUCCCGGCCUUCCAAACUAUCACAGUCCUAGUCGUAGGUGUCUAAUGACUGUUGUACAUUUUCUAGCAUUCCCAGUGGUGUGAUACUAGGCGGUACAACGUGGUGAUGGCACUAUAAUUGACAAGCUGUUUUGACCAUCCCAGCUUCCCUCAACACAGGACUGGCAUACCACAGUCGUACUAGUCUAUCAGUACACAUCCAAGGGGAAUUUAUUAGAUUGCAGAUUGUAUUUGUGAACUUCUUGUAAUCUGAAUUGUCAUGUGGUUGUAGCAGGUUCUACCACUUUAAAAAAAAGAUAUCAAAACCCUUGUUACAUUCAAUUAGGCUCAUUCAAUUUCAAAGAGGCAUAGUAUGUGUGUGUACUGUUAGUGAGAGAGACAUGGUUUAAUAACAGUUUCUUUUAUGAUCCCUCCCCCAGACCCAACCCAGCUCAUCCCAGCCCCAUUCUAGCCCACCCCAGCCCCAUUCCAUAUUCUCCCUCUCUCUGUAACACCAAAGAGAAGAUAUAAAUUAGAGGUUUAUAAAGCCACCCUAAGUUAAGACAAAAAGCCCACCCGUGGGUGAAGAGAGAGGGAGAUGCUGUGUAGUAAUAAAGGCAAGGGGCAAUCAGAGGUAAAAUGGCAAUGUGGUUCACCUGCACACUGUCAGGACCAAAGUGUAGCUAACCCACAUGUUAGGCUCUGAUGAAUCAAUUAUUUUUAGGAGGAUUUACAACCACUUAUUAAAUUGCUUCUUUUCAAAGUGAACCUACUCUUAAAUAUAAGAUGGUGUACGUAGAAAAAGCCCUCAAGCUGCAAUUAAAUAGGCUGUGGUGUCUUUUAAAUGCAGAGAGACUAACAUGGAAUAGCAAUAAUGUUCUCAACCACUUAUCAGCACCUUUCCACUUAUCCAACCCCUCAUUCAUUUCAGAGCUCAGUAUAAGGGUGCACUAAGACCCUGAUGAAAAUAUGCACUUACCCACCCUGCAAUUUGUUUUUGUUUUUUUCUAUUCUGCAAUUUUUUUAUUUUCUGUGGGAAAAAAGUGGUUUGGCUCUGAUUGUUCCUUGCCAACAGUCUGUUACUUCCAUUCCUGACCACAAGUAAAACCUGUCUAUACCCGCAUGUACUGUGUCUAGAACAAUGAAAACCUACUAACCCGUUGUACUGACUGUCUAGUUAGCUAGCCUCAACUGGUUGCAUUACGUAUUCAAAAUGUAUAUUUUGUACAGAGACAAUAAAAAUCACGGUUACUAUGCAAAAUGGA